GUUGACGAGUGCAAAGUCACUCCGGAUGUCUGCAAAGCGGGCUACGAAUGUCGAAACGUGAUUGGGUCCUUUCAGUGCAUUCGUCAAGUGCCCUGUGGGUUCGGCUACGUGCUAAAUGCCGAGACUCAGGAAUGUGAAGACAUCGACGAGUGCAAGGCACAGCCGGAUAUCUGCGGUCCCAACAUGAUCUGUGUAAACGUACGGGGUGGAAUGAAAUGCCUACCGAAGAAGUGCCCUGGGAAAUUGAGCAUAGACAUCAACGAGUGCGAGUUGAAUGCGACUCUUUGCAGAGCCUUUGAGCAAUGCACCAACCGCCCUGGCGACUACAUAUGUGAGCCGAAGUUGCGAUGUGAAAUGGGCUUUCAACUGAACGGAAAUGGAACCGUUUGUGAGGGUGAGGUUCAUGUAAUGAAACUUGUCAAGACGUCCAUCCUCUAG
Hydatigera taeniaeformis is the source of this 438-nucleotide messenger RNA. The record is from the annotation of a GenBank genome assembly. NCBI's taxonomy places the organism in Eukaryota, Metazoa, Platyhelminthes, Cestoda, Cyclophyllidea, Taeniidae.